Neomonachus schauinslandi (Hawaiian monk seal) is the source of this 1348-nucleotide messenger RNA. It is a transcript of the gene WDR86, whose product is annotated as WD repeat domain 86. The transcript is spliced from 7 exons. The record is from RefSeq and is a predicted model, not a curated record. Lineage: Eukaryota; Metazoa; Chordata; Mammalia; Carnivora; Phocidae. The coding region runs from base 103 to 1293 and encodes 396 amino acids. Gene Ontology annotation, molecular function: protein binding.
GCUCACAACCCGGGUGUGGGAUUCCUGCAGAGACCUCAGGGGACCGUCAGAGGCGCUGGGGACCAUGGCCGCGGGACGCAGCCGCCGGGAGCCGCCGCGCGGAUGCCGGGGCGCCCCUCCCUAGCGGGGCGCAGCCACCUCGUCUCCCGCCCGGCCGUCCGCAUGGGGGGCGGAGGGUCGGCCCUGAGGGUCUGCGCCGACCACCGCGGGGGCAUCAACUGGCUCAGCCUGAGCCCGGACGGGCAGCGCCUGCUGACGGGCAGCGAGGACGGCACGGCCCGGCUCUGGAGCACCGCGGACGGCCAGUGCUGCGCACUCCUGCAAGGGCACGAGAGCUAUGUGACCUUCUGCCAGCUGGAGGACGAAGCUGCCUUCACAUGCAGCGCUGACCACACCAUCAGGAAGUGGGACGUGCGCACUGGACAGUGUCUGCAGGUCUUCCGAGGACACACGUCCAUCGUGAACAGGAUCCUGGUCGCCAACAACCAGCUCUUCAGCAGCUCCUACGACCGCACAGCUCGAGCCUGGAGCGUGGACGAGGGGCAGGUGUCCCAGGAGUUCCGGGGCCACCGCAACUGCGUGCUGACCCUAGCCUACUCCGCGCCCUGGGACCUGCCUGGGGCUCCGUGCGCCGAGGAGGUUGGGGGGCUCCUGGUGACGGGCAGCACGGAUGGCACGGCCAAGGUGUGGCAGGUGGCCAGUGGCUGUUGCCACCAGACGCUGCGGGGCCACACGGGGGCCGUGCUCUGCCUUGUGCUGGACACGCCCAGUCACACCGCCUUCACCGGCAGCACCGACACCACCAUCCGGGCCUGGGACAUCCUGAGCGGGGAGCAGCUGCGGGUGUUCAGGGAGCACCAGGGCUCUGUCAUCUGUCUGGAGCUCGUGAACCGGCACGUGUAUUCGGGCAGCGCCGACAGGACGGUCAAGUGCUGGCUGGCCGACACCGGGGAGCGCGUGCGCACGUUUGCGGCCCACCGACACAGCGUGAGCGCCCUCAAGUACCACGCAGGCACCUUGUUCACGGGCAGCGGGGACGCCCGCGCGCGCGCCUUCGACGCCCGCUCCGGAGCGCUGCAGAGGGUGUUCCGCGGUCACGCCUUCGUCAUCAACUGCAUCCAGGUGCACGAACAGGUGCUCUACACCGCCUCGCAUGACGGCGCGCUGCGCCUCUGGGACGUGCGCGGCCUCCCGUGCGCCCCGCCGCCGCGCCCUUCCGCCCCCGCGCGCAGCCGCUCCCGCCUCUUCAGCAACAAGGUGGGCUGCGCCGCCGCGCCCCUGCAGCCCGCCUGAGCGCCCCGAGACCGCGGGCCGACCCACCCCCGCCCUGGGCAGGGCUCCGUGGACU